UAUGGACUCGUCCGUACACCUCAUAAGCGAGGUAGGUUCUUCAUUCCCAGUGUUGAAGCGAUCCCUUCACAACGCGGUCAAGUGUGUACAGUACACUAUUCACGCCUGGAAGGUUGCCUUCAUUUACUGAAGCAUGUCUUGCCAAAGUGGUGGUAUGGAUAUCAACCAGCAACAUCAACUUGAACAUUUUGGUUUUUCUUCAAAGCUGAAUGUUUACGUUGUGAAUGAGGAUGAGGAAGAAGAUGAGACAGAAGUUAAGGACUACGGGCCUAUCCUAGAAUGCUUCAGAGAUGUUAAGGAGCUGAAUCAGUUGUUGCCCCAAAACAUCGAAGUUGUUUCUGUGACCCAAGAGCAGAUAGCAUGGAGGGUGUCUUCACAAAAAACCUUAACCAAAUGGUUUGAGACAAUCAGGAAACUAUCGAACCUACUCACAGAAUUUGCAGUGAACACAGGACUUGUGAAAAGGCUCAAUCUUCAAACUGGAUAUCGUCUUGACUUUGACAUAGUUUCUCCUGAUGCAAGGGAAUUAAAAAUAAAGGCAAAGAAACAUUUUCAAGAAGUUAGAUCAUCUCUUGCAAAAGGACCCAAUGGAGAGCCAUCUUUGAAUCUUGCACUGUCAAAGCCCUUAACAACUGUAACUAAGACACCAGGAACUCCUGCACAUAGUGAGGUAACAGCCAUAGUCCCCAAUCAAGAAUCCUCUUCUUCAAUACCGGACCCAGAACUUUCUGACGUUUCGGGAGCUCAUUCUGGUGGACCUGACAAGUAUGUACUUGCUACCAACACACAGCUUUGCCAUGAUGACUCAUUACCAACUACAACCCAAGCAAAGGUGGAUAUGAAAGCAUUAAAGCCUGGUAACAUCUGCAAAGAAACAGAAGCAAAGUUGCCUUACUCCACUGAAACAGAUAGUCAUAAAAUGACCACCCCACCCCUGCCUGAUGUAGCUGACAGUUCUUCGGUUGAUUUUGAUGUUUGUGGUGGACAAACAACUAUUUCUGGAAGGGAGCAAUCAAAGGUAUCAUCUACAAAAGUCAUACUCUAUGUGCCUGAAGAGUAUUCUGCAUGGAGUGUCAAAAUGAAAUAUGCAUUUAGUGGAAACAAAAAGGGAACCGUAGUGAAGAUGGAAUAUGACAAGGAAUCAAAGUUGUGGUUUUCUGAGAAAAUUCAAUGUCCAUUGGAUACAACAUUUUCUUAUGCUUUUGAUAUUUUCAAAAGAUUUGCUGUGAUAUACCCUUCACACUCUGACAAAGACUUUACCAGAUGUCCACACUUGACUUCAGUUAUAAGGACAUUAAAGGGAUCUUCAUAUGAAGAAGGUUGCACACAUCACUUGCAUCACAUUGCCUCGGGGAGAUCCUGUGUAUCGAUAGGAGGAAAUUUGAUUGAAGUUGACAACUUAUGUAAACUUGCAAACUUAGAUCUGGAUAAAAAGAAUGGCAUAUUCACAAGAUUUACAUCUCUGUUGGAAAAACCUUUGAAACAGUCAAAGGUAUUAGCUAUUCUUGCUUACUUGAUAGGUAAGUGGGACAUACAUCAUCAGACACUUAUUACAUGUUCGGUGUCUCCUUUAGAGGUACUUACCAGUUUUAUGAUAUUCAGACCAGAUGUAUUGUCAAGACAACAGCUUAAGGUUUUGCAAUGUUCUGCACCGAAAGUGGUUAAGGCUGCAUUUCAAGAAACUGCUUGUGUCCUUCUUCUGAUGAAGUACUGUUUACAUUUGUUCCCCUGUUCGUAUUUCAUACGCCUACAGAAGGAGAACAAAUUCACAUUUUCUUCUCGGGACACUGAUACAGAUUUUAACUUGCACGAAGAACUAUUUCACAAACUGGCAUGUGUUGUUUCACAGGAGAAUGCAGAUUCCGAGUCCUCAUUUCAUCUGUUUGAUUUGUUUAUAGAAUAUACCAACGUUUUUCAUAUUCUGAAAUUUCCGCUUGAAAAAUACCCAAAUCUGAUAGAGAGGAUCCAGAGGUUGAUAUCAAAUUCAGUUAAGAUUGAGCUCAAAGGAAUCAAAUCCAACCGUAACUGGAAUAAACUGAGAGAAGUGUGUGAGGUGGUAUCCAAACAUCCAAGUCUUGUAGACAUAUAUUCAGCAGAUCUUACAGAAAUUACAUUUGGUAUGAUGAGGUCUUUGGGUGGCCACACACCACUACCUGGUGACACACUGAAGAAGAUCCUAAUGUCUAAAGCUCUCUUUGUACAGAGACAUGAAAAAGAGACAUUGAUAACAAUCGUCAGCAGAUCCCAAUGUGAACAAUUGCAUGGUUAUUAUCUGGAAAUAGUUGAGAACUGGAAUAUCGCCCAAUCAGUGAUAUCUGAAAGCAUGUGUGUGUGGUUGGAAAACGUAAUAAAACGUUUAAGUAAAAAUACAAACUAUGAAACACCGGUAGAUUAUUUGACAGACAUGUAUGUGAGACUUUGUGAGCUUUUAAGGGUGAAGAAAAUCAGUCAAGAUCAGAGUCUAUCUAGCAAACUUAAAGAAAAGGUCUUCCAAACGGUGUCUGCAAUGGAUGUGGAACUUGUUUUAAAGAAGUGUCUUCAAAAGGGAUUUAGGGUUGAUGACCUCUUUUUUACUCAUCUUGAGCAAAUAACAGAUGAUCUAAACAGAGGACGCUAUUUUGUGUUGAAACUUCAUGAGCUACUGACCACAUCAUAUUACACGUAUCCUGGAAUGAGGACAAUUCAAAUUGGAGUCGAUACACUUGGACGGAUAAUGCCCGAAAACUCUGAGGAUAUGUUGAAUGUCAUCCUACAACAUUGGAGACUGUGCAGUUGUGCUCUCAAGCACUCUACAAAUCAUCUGUUUAGAAACAAUAAAUCUUUAAAAUGUAUUUUGAAAUGUAGAGAAAAAUACCAGAGACAGUUCCAAGAUCGUCACAUAGAACUCCAUGUUAUCAGGAAGCUCAAAGAGUUGUGCAAAAAAGAUGAUUACAUUGCACUUUCAUUUCUUUCACAUGUUGAACCUUGGGAGAAGCAAAACAGGAUUGUUGGAAGCAUGAAGCAAUAUCUAGGUGAAAUAGAAGAAACUGAUAUUGAAGUGAAAUGUGUGUUAGACGUUCUCCUUAUAAUGAGAGAGAAUGCACCUCCUCUACAACAAUUGAUGAAAACAAUGCAAGGGAAGGCAAAGGACUUCGACAUUGGACUAGAUAUUACCAUAAAAUGCAUUGUGGACAGGUCUUUCUUUGGGGAAUUCAAAAGCAUGUUGAAAAUAUGCAAAAUGAACAGAUAUCUUUGGGAAUCAAAAGUCUUUUUGAAAAUGUAUAGAAACUGUCUUACUGGUGACUCAAGUCUUCAUGGCGACGGUUCAUUGUUAAUAACAGGCGUAUGUGAUCUGAUGGAAAAGACAAAAGGGACAUUCCAAACAUACUGGGAAAGAUUAACCAGUGACAGAUACACACCAAUCGCAGAUAUUCACAUGAUCUCCAUUAAGGAUCUUGAAUGUGAAAUACAAACUGCUGAGAAAGUAAUGGACAAGUUUGUCCCUCAGUCUGUGAAGAAUGCACUUCAAUUAGCCUGUGACUACAGAAUGUACAUUCAUAAGACUGCCAUUUUGAAACGUGCCCUGAAGGUACUUGACCUUGAUGCUACAAAGGAUAUCAAGUUUACCACAGCAGUAUCAGCAUUUAGUGCAAUUGAAACGCACAAGGACACCAUGCAUUCACUUAUUACUGCAAGUGAAACUUUCCAAGAAAUAGACAAACUGAUGGACCGGCACAUUGUUGAUGUUCUCAAAGAGUUUUCAGAAUCAACACACCUCCUUAAUUUCAUUGAAGAAAUAAAACAUGAAGAUCUCCGGAAUCUAAUUGAUGCAGUUGAAGAACACUCUGAACAGUCAGUGCAGGAAGUAACAGUUUCAUCUCUCAUUGAUGUACGGAGGUUCCUUAGACCAUUAAUUGAAGGUUCCUUAGAAGAUUCAGUUCUGGCAUUUUUACAGACUGUGCAAAAGUCAAUUGAAGAAAAUGAACUGACGAAAUUAGACAGCAAACUGAAGGAGUGUAAUACUAAUCUGCAUGGCUUACGUUCUCUCUACCACAAUGUAGCCAACAGAGGUGAAGUGACCAAGGGUAUUGUAAAAGCAUUAAUUAGUGAUGAUGAGGCAAGCUUUUCAUUUAAAAUACUGAGCAGUAGUAAGGUACAUAUUGUACUAAAGUACAGAUCAGGCAAGGGAGAGAAACUAUUGAAUUCAAAUGAACUGAAUGAUUACAGAAGCAGAGCUUUACUCUUAGUUAACACAGAAUCGAAAGAACAAGACGUAAGUCUUCAAUCUGAACUGAGUAAAUUCACCGAGUUGGUUGAUUGUGCUGUAGCAAUAGCAGGAUUGUAUGAACAGUUAGUUUCAACUGGGCAUCCCUGUUAUCAUGUUGGACAUGCCAUGUCUGAGCAGAAAAAUCACCUUGCAGGUGAGGAACAACGACUCAGAAAAGCUUUAUCUGAAUGGAAAAAAGCUCUGGAAAAGGCAAGGGAGCAAUGGUAUUGGUUAAAUCAUUUCUAUCCAGAGCAAGUUUCCCAAGUCAAAGGUUUCCUUGUGGAUGGGUUGAACAAGGAUGCAAUUUCGUCAUUGUUUCAAAGUGCUGGAUGUACACCUGGCAAUUUAGAUACUGCACAAGAGUUGUAUUCACAGCAUAAACUAAGGAUAUCAGAUUUGGAUGAGUUCAACUUAAAUGCUAUUGGGGCCACAUUAGAUGACAUUCUGGGAGAUAACAUUGUUAAUGGUCAAGAGUUCCCAGAAGAUGAAGAGUUUGAUCCUUCUCAGGUACGUCCUUUGGAGAGGGUGCAAGAGGGGCAACUGUAUGUCCUUAACUGGAACGAAAACAGUGCGUAUGUCAUCCCAACACUGAUAACUCUGUACAGGAACACUACAGGGCUCAUACCAUGUCAUCAUCAAGUCCUCUUCUGUACUGAACAUACAACAUGGGAAAGUAUACAGCUGUUGCUUAAUAGGUCAGUUGGAGGCAAAUACAAAGGAUUUAAAAAGCAACUUUACUGUGUUGUUCAUGCAGAGAAAUUGAGAAAUGAAGUGCAGUUUCAAUUUGUAUACAAACUAAAAGAACUUGGAGAUAAGAUACAAUAUCUGGCAGUCAUAUGUAGAGGAAACAUCAACCACCCUCUUGUGAAUCAUUUUUCUGAGAAUAUCCAUAAACUAAGACCUAUGUUAAACAUCGCACUCUCGAACAGCAUUAAGCAAUUGUGGCCUGAUGUAGUUGUUGUUACAUCUGAUCUUCCAGGUCAAGGAAAGAGUGAACAGGUUCAGUGUGAUGCUUUCAGAAAAGGGCUCGACAUUGUGCCCCUAGAUGUAAGUGGCAAUAUUACUGAUGUAAUAUUCAUGUUAAAGUUGAAGGAGAUUUCACUGGAAAGGGACAGUCUUUUACAUAUCAAUAUAGGAAUUGUGUCAAGUGCAGAAGAAAUUGACAUUUUCAUCUUCAAACUUUGCAUUCUCGGGUUCAUGUCUUGUGGUGCUAGCAUAUUUCCCUGUACAACUGGACACGUGCGUAUUGAGAUAGCCAACACAAUCAAUCACACUUUGGAAAAUGAUUUGCCAACCAGUUUUUUUUUUGAAAAGAAAAACCUGCCUUGGCUAAAUUUUACAAAUCUUAGAGUUAGUCAGGAAGUUGGCAGUGCAGUUCAAGUUGUUUGUCACUAUCUACAGAAGAUGAAAGACAGUGCAGUAGAUUCAACAGAUAUGUAUUUUUCUGGUGAGAAUAUUGAAGAACCACUGCCUGAAGAUUGGUGCAGAAACCUACUCAGAGAACAUUUUUCUACAAUUGGAGAUCUGUCAUUUUCGGUACUAAACAUUUUGGUGAAUGUACUUGCAGAUCAGUUAAAGAAAAUGUCCUGCAGUUUGUUUUUGAGAACAUCAAGUUUGUAUUCCAUGGUUGGUGACAACACAGUUAAGAGUUCGCUCCUAGAGACUUUGAUAUCAUCAUCAACUGAGUUUGCUACUAGGUCAGUUGGGCCAUGUAGGCAGGAACAGAAGCAGACUGUUGUAUGGUCAAAAAGAGAAGGGGGUGUCCCCAGUGGCAGUAGUGACAUGGCAACAGCUACAACAAUGGCCGAUAGAGUGCAGGGCAUGAUACAGUGGGAGGAUAGUAAUCACUUGAUCAUAGCUUUCCACUCUCAAAAUAUCCAAACAUUUUCAGCCUUAUAUAGAGACUUGAAAAGAAUUCCAGACCAUGUCAAAACUCUCUUUGAGACACAGAUGAAUAAGGACCUACCUGAUUUCUCAGUGCUGACUGAUUCAGAAUUGAAGGAUAAGUUGAAACAUAUUGCUGGAUCAACUGAUGAACCACUGUCACAAGUACCCGAGUCUUAUGCAAUGACUCCAGACAACCUGCUAAAAAUGAUCCUAAUUGUAAUGAGGAUCAAAGCACACAUCCCUGUAAUAAUUAUGGGAGAAACUGGAUGUGGAAAGACCAGUUUACUUAGAUACCUUGCAAGUGUAUGUGGCAUUCAUUUCAUUGCCAAGAACAUGCAUGCAGGCAUAGAGGAAGAAGAUGUGACUGAGUGUGUAUUAGAUGCAAUGAAGUUGUGCAAAGAAAAGUUGGAAAAACAUGUGUGGCUCUUUUUUGACGAAAUAAACACCUGUGAUCAUUUAGGAAUUUUGAAUGAGCUUCUUUGUCACCACAAAUUCAAGGGACAGAAGCUCCCACCAAACCUUUCAAUAAUGGCAGCUUGCAACCCUUACAAGAUACGAAAAGAAUGUAACAUUUUAACAGCAGGACUUGUCACUAAAGUGAAAAGUGAUGACCAGUCCAAGCUAGUCUACCGUGUUCACCCUUUGCCAGAAAGAAUGGUAGACUAUGUGUGGGAUUAUGGCAGCUUGACAGAAUCAGAUGAAAAGGCAUAUAUUAGCAGUAUGGUUGCCAAAACAUUGGAUGCUUUGCCAUGUGAGUUACUUGUAGAUCUGUUGGUAAUGUCACAGAAAUUCAUUAGGCGUGUUGAAAAUCAUCCCUACUGUGUAAGUUUGAGAGAUGUAAAUAGAUGUAGGCUCUUGGUGUCCUGGUUUAGAGAUGAUAUGCUAGCAGAAAUCUCUGAUAGUGGUGACAACACAGAUGAGAGGGAAACAGAGGCUAUGAUAAUGGCUUUGGCACACUCGUAUCAUUCAAGACUGAAUGAAAGCAAAAAUAGGGAAGAGUAUAGACAAAGUGUAGUUGGCCUUUUACGAGACCAUGGUUUACAUGUUGAUGAGGAAUUUGUCUUGAAAACAAUAGCAAAAAAUCAGAAGGCAGUCCUUGACCAGAUGGAACUUCCUGAUGGCAUAGCCAGAAACACAGCACUCCAGGAGAAUGUGUUUGUCAUACUGGUGUGCAUCCUGAAACAUAUACCAAUAUUCGUUGUUGGUAAGCCUGGGUGCAGUAAGUCAUUAUCACUACAGCUACUUAAGGGCAAUCUUCGAGGGAAAGAUUCCAAAAAUGACUACUUCCGAAAGCUACCUCAGCUGUAUUAUGUGUCUUAUCAAGGUUCAGGGUCUUCUACAUCAGAUGGAAUCAUAAAGGUUUUUGAAAAAGCACAGAAAUACCGUGAACAUAACAAAGAAGAAGAUGUAUUACCUGUUGUAAUACUUGAUGAGAUAGGUCUUGCAGAAGUAUCUGCAUAUAACCCACUGAAAGUCCUGCAUAGCUUGUUGGAGCCAGAGAGGAAAGAGUUCCCUGAUGUUGCAGUAGUUGGAAUAUCAAACUGGGCUUUAGAUGCAGCCAAAAUGAACCGUGCAGUAUAUCUCUCACGGCCAGACAUGGAUGUUAAGGAGUUGCAUUCCACAGCAGUGUCUAUUGCUGAAUUUAGCAGUGAAGCAAACAAAUCAAAAUCUAUAGACAGUACCAUAUCUUCAGAUCUGUCAAGAGAAGAUGACAGUGUUUUGGAAGCUCUUGCAUAUGCCUAUUUUGAAUAUGUUAAAAAUCAAAACAUUAAGAAUUUUCAUGGUUUGAGAGACUUCUACUCCCUGGUUAAAUUUAUUUCCCGGGAAGCUAAUUCUCAGUCAGCUGGCCCAAGGAAUAAGUUUCAAGUUGUUUUGAAAGGACUUCUGCGUAACUUCAGUGGUUUGGAAUCAGAAAUCAAAUUUGUGAUUCAUACAUUCAACAAACACUUAAAACAAAUGACAAAACGACAACCCCAAGAUCUAACAGAUGAAUGUUUUCCAUCAUUAUUGAAGCUGAUUGAUGACAACAUCAAGGAUACAUCAGCUAGACAUUUGAUGCUAAUAUCAAGGGGGGAUUCAUCUCUAGGCAUUGUUGAAGAUCUUCUGCGAUCAAACAAGCGACAAUAUAUCACUAUCUUGGGCAGUUGUUUUGAUGAAGAUCAGACAGACCACUACAGCUACAGAAUCCUCAGUAAAAUCAUCUUAUGUAUGGAACAAGGAAUCACACUUAUUUUGAAAGAUCUGGAGAACAUCUAUGGAAGUCUGUAUGAUAUGCUCAAUCAGAACUACACAACAGUCGGGAGCAAAAAGAACUGCAGAAUAGCACUUGGUGCAUACAGCAACCCAUUGUGUCAAGUGGAUGAUAGCUUUAGGUGCAUUGUUCUGGUGGAAGAACAGAAAGUAGACUUGUCGGAUCCUCCAUUCCUAAAUCGCUUUGAAAAACAAAGACUCAUUAUAAAUGAUGUGCUUGUUCCUGAGACAAAGCAGAUCGUUGAACAAUUGCAAUCAUGGAUUAAAGACAUUUCUAAAGUAUCAGAUUUUGAAUCCAUGAGUCCAACAGAGCUCCUUCCAAUAUUUAGUUCAGAUCUGAUCCCAUCAUUGGUACACAGUGAAUACAAGACUGAACUUGAUGACAGGGAAGAUUUUCAAAACGUAUGUUUGCAGAAGAUUAUCAAACUCUGUACUCCUGAAGGCAUAAUUCGUGCUGAAAAGUCUGCCUUGAUAACAAAAGAAAAGAGUCUUGUAGAAUCAAUAAGAGAACAAUACUUUUCAUUGCCAAUACAUGAUGGUUUGGAGAUAUAUUUGCAACACAUGUUAGAGUGUUGUAGCCAUGGAAUAUCUGCAAUGGUAUUUACACACAGCAACAUAUAUGUUGACCUUCCAGCCAUUACCCAAAGCAUUACCAAGCAUGCCCAGCAUGAAAAGCUGGGGUCAUUCAAAUCUGAAAAGCAGCUGUCAAGUAGCAUACAACAGUUUUGGUCUGACACUCAUGACUGGCUGUUUAUACAAGUGUCACACACCGAUCAACAACAUUUCUUUCUGUUAAAAUCCAUCCUGGAAUUGGAACAGAAACGAUAUUUAUCAACAACAACUUCUGCAGCAUAUGUUAAACAUGUUGUUGUCAUCAUCCAUGUAGACAGGACUACACAAGGCAGCCAAAUAGGCCUCAUGAACUUUUUAAAUGGGUGGGACAUGGCAAAUGUUGAUUGUCUGGAACCUCAUAUUUUUCCACUGAAAGACUUACUUGAAGGAACCCUGGCAGACAUGGCUCAAAGACUACUGAAAAAGAGGGGGAUCACUUUUCAAAAUCUGUUUGAAGCUUUUGCCUGCAUUCGAUACACUGAAAAGUCACGUUCAAUAGACAGUAUUAAAUCAAUGAUCAAUCUUGAUAGAGUUGUUGAUGUCUUACUUGAACGAAUUGAGGAAUGGAUCAAAGAAACAGAGUCCAUCAGAGAAGAUAGGAACUGGCAACUAGAAACUGCAUGCAAUGUUGUCAAAUUGAAAAACUAUAUGACAUUUCAAACUGCACUUUUGGAAGAAAUAAAAUCAACACUGCUGCAUCCACUAGCUGCUUUAGUGUUUACCAUUGAAAGAUUCCAUGGGUGGGAUUGUCUAUGUACAGAAGCACAUGAUACAAUGACACAGGAAAAAAUGGCGCUGUGGAGUCGUCUUGUCCUGAAUACAUGUGUUGUUGACAUAUCAGGUGUUGCAGAACCAAAGGGUCCAGAAUGUCUCCCAUGUAAAAUGUCAAACUUUUCCACAAAAUUCCCUUUCAGCAUGUACUUCAUUCAUGCUAUUGAAAAUCUAGAAAGUAUAUUCUUGGAUAUAUGGCGGGCCAGACAAACUGAGGAAAAUGACAGUAUGGACAAGACUGCCAGAGAAUUACUGACUGAAUCAUUCAGAAGACAUGUAAAUACUGUUGCCACAGAUAUGUUUGAAUACAGCUAUGGAGAAGAACAGUUUGGUGACUACUUUCAUGAUUUCUGUCUGUGGUUUACAGCAAAACUGCCACUGAGUAUGUCAGAAAAUCAAAUGAUUGAAGUGACUGGUCAUGCAAUUAGGAGUCGUACCUGUCUUGAUAGAGACUCAUUUGACAUGUUUGUGACUAAACUGCAUGUAACAGCAUGGAUGUUCAAGUAUCAGUUGCAAUCUGAACUAGUACUUGUGGAUACCUGUCUCUCACAGCUCAACAUAUCUCUUGAUGACAUACUGAAACAUACAUAUCAGUUGAGAAAAAAGGUUAAGAAAAUUGAGCAAAUCAAAUCAAAUGUGUAUCAUGAAGGAGAAGGUGACAGUGCAUUGGAUGUCACAGAUCACGAUCAUGCAAAAUAUGAACGGACAGUGUUGGAUGAGGAAGACAUUAACAAAAAAGAGAAUGUAAAAGGAGACCAUCAUGACAGAACAGAACUAACGCCUACAUACAGUGAAGACACAACAUGUACUGAAGUUACAGAUCACGAUCAUGUUGGAAGUGAAAGAACAGUGUUAGAUGAGGACGACAUUAACAGAAAUGAAGACUUAAAAGGAGAUCAUCAUGACAGAGCAGAACUAACGCCUACAUACAGCAAGGACACAACAUGUACUGAAGAAAGAUGUGUAGACCAAAUAGAAUUGCGCAUAUGUGAUGACGAUGAUGGUGGUGAUGAUGAUGGUGACAAUGAUGCUUGUGGUCGACUUGAUCAUGAUGGAGAGGACGAGAAACGUGAUGAAACACAGAAUUGGGAAGAAGCUACAACUGCAAGUUGCCAACAAGUCAUAUGUGUCCAUGAAAAGAUUGAAGAUAACGACACAUGUGUAGAGAAAUCUAAUGGUGAGGAUCUGAAGAUCCUGCAAACAGAUCCAGAAGUAAUUCAACCUGUUGCGGAACAAUCUGAUAUGUCUGAUGGUGGUAUCGAUAAGAGAUUUGAAACUGUUAAAAUUAGUGGAAGCGAUGAACCAGAUGAUAGGUCAUUGAGAAACUCAGGUGAAAGCUUAGAACAUGUCACUGAUUCAGAUCCAGACGAAACUGCUGCAGCACACCUUGUGGAUCUGGCAUGCCAAUAUCUUAUACCAUCACAGGAACUAAGGAAGGUGCAAAGUGUUAAAACAUGGCAGAGUUUGGUCAAUUUAGUUCUUUCACUUACUUCAGAUGUCAGUGUUGAGCCUAUGGUAUUACAAACACUUCGAGUAUGCAGUGAUAUGGCCUCUCUCAUCAUUCUGCCUCAUGGAGUAAGUGAAACACAUUUCUGGGAUGUAGGCAGUAAACUUUCAACUGACACCUUAGAUUCUGAACAUUCUGAGCUUGUACUCCAAGACUUAAUCAGAAAGGUUAGUUGUGAUGUACCUUCAAAAGAUUUGAAACAUUUUCUUUCAUCAUAUGCAAGUUGCUGUCUCAUGGCUAACGCAGAAACAGAUUUUGUUGCAAGAUUGUCUGGCAUUUAUUAUGAUUGUGGGGAGGAAGGAAGUGAUGUUGCCUUCCUGGGUUCGGUUCUCCACCACUCAAUCUACUUGCAAUUUGAUCAUAAUCCAGAAGAAAUGAUGACAGAUAGCCUAUUAGAGAAUGAGUUUUUCAAAGUACUCGACGAAUGGUUGAAAAGAAGUCAAGUGCAAGUUGAUGAUUCUCCACUAGCCUGUAUUAUUGCUGAUCUCUUACAAAACCACAUAUUUGGAAACGUAAGUGAACAACUACAAAAAGGACAAUCUGAGUUUCUUGACAAACUUCUCGAGCUAAAGAGACAAUACAUUGGUUCCCUGCAAGUGACAUUUAAGUUGCUGGUUCUUGUAGCAUAUCUAAAAUCAGCACUGCAAAGCCUAGUUAAUUUAAUUGAAACAAACAGCCUUAAAGAUAACACUUGGCAAAAAAUAAAUCAACUUUUUGAAGGUGGAAUGCUUCAUACAACAAGCAGAAUGCAAGGAAUGCAAACAUAUUUCCUCAAAUGCCUGACGAAGGGAGGAGGUUUCAAAGCAUGCAUGAACAUGAAAAUAAAUUGGUCCAAUUUCAUAGAAUACAUGACAACUAUUAAGCCUGCUUCAGACAAGACAAUGACAUUUCUAGAACAAAAUCCAAUGGUAAUGUCUUGCACAAGUGUGUUCCUUGAAAUACAAAAGGCAGCAAAUUGCCUAACUGAGGGUGAUGUGAAUCCAUUACAAACUCUGCUGCAGGAGAAAAGUGCGGAUGUAACUUACAGCCUUUUUGCAUACACCCUGAAACAAUUUUAUCUUGCUUCCAUUGGGAGAACUCAAAACAGAUCAGAAGAAGACGCAUCAAGUAAGCUUAUAGAAGAGGCAAAAAAUCAGCACAUGCCUGAUCAUCAGAUGAGGCUCUUUUCAAGGCUUUGUCAGCAAGAAGCAUUUGGAGUUUUCUUUCUCCAGGUUCCAUCUACUGUUACUGAUUACCAUAUGGUAUCUCCAAUCAUAGACAUAUUAUCUACAGUAAUUUCUGCUGUACCCAGUUUGGACUCCAAAGCAAGUCUGCAUGUUUUCUUGGAGUGCAUAUGCAACCCAUGCGGGGAUGUCAGGAGGUCUAUCCCAGGAUGUUCAGAUGAAACUGAUGCAGUCAGUACACACAGUGAUUGUGAUAUCAUGCAUGGGAGGUCAUCUAUACACUUCUUAGAUUGCGAGUGUGGUUACAGAAACGUGUUCAGUGUGGACAGCAACUGUCCAAACUGCUCAAGGGAACUUGAUCAAGUUGAAGUCAUGGCUGACCCACUUGUUACAAAAGUAUCAGAUGAUUAUUAUGCUUGCAAGAAACUGACGUGCUGGCAGACAGUUCGUGGCAUGCCACAGGUCGUGUUCAGGGUACUCCAGUUCAUAUAUUUCAGCUGCUUAACUGGUGCAUUAGCCUUGCGAUAUGCAAAUGAUGAAGACUUACGUACGCUUCUAUGCCUGGACAAGGAUUCAGAUGUGACAAAUCACUUUAAUGACAGACUGUUAUGCCACUGGGAAUGCCUCAAAACCCUUUUAAGCAUGGGAGAUGAACAGCUCAAUCGAUUUAUGCAUAUUGUUUUAAGGCAAUCUCGUGUGUUCUUGACAGAUGUAAAGUGGCAUGUUGGCACAAAAGAGGAAAGACAUGAGUUUGAAAUGUAUUUUUCUGAAACUAUUUCUCCCCUUGUGCAAAGACGAUAUGAAAUUAUCAAGGAAGAUGUUGAAAAGUUCAAACAUAUAUAUGACAUGGAAGAUUGGUGUCUGCAAGAUUCAGUUUGUGAGGUUUUUGAGGAAGGAAAAAGAUAUGAAUCAUUACCACACUUGUGGAGGGAAGUCACUCGACCAAAUCCUGAAAAUUUGAAAAUGCAAUUUAUUUUGACAAGUUCAAAUAAAAUGUUUCCUUUGCUCUCACUAAUUCUGUAUAAUGAGCAAGAAUUAAACCUCACAAAGCAUAUUUGGAAUGUUAUACAAUGGCAUAUUUGUACAGUGAAACACAUCAGUUACAGAUACAAGAAAAGAGAGUGCAGCAAGAAAACACUUGCAGACUUUAGACAUUCUCUUAAUGGAAGUGAACACACUGGUGAAGAAGUAAAACAAACCUUAGAUGACUUUUUGCAGUCAUGGAUAGAGAUCGCAAAGAUGAAGUCUCUCUUAGACAUGUAUGAUGAUGAUCUGGGGCAGUUAGAUAUUAUCCAUCCAAAUACUGAACUGGAAAAGUGCAUUGUUGUGAAUGAAGAAUCUCAAAUAUACAAAGUUUUAGAAGUUCUCUUAAGAAUGCAAAAUCGAAUCUUAGAUGAGGCAAUGACUGUAACAGUUCUGCAAGAUGUGUUGUCAAGUAGUUUUCUUAUGAGAUCAAGUACGUGUGCUACAGUGCCAAUAGUAAAAGUAGAAGAUAUUAAAGAGCAACACAUUAUGAAAGGUCCUGAAUUUGAUGAGCUGUUGAAAUUCUCACAGUGCAACACUAAAUGUGGACAUGGAAGAGAAGUGACAUAUGACUUUUUUCAGAUAGAGAAGGAGGUAGCGAUCCAGUGUCUUUUAAACAAAGCAUACAUUACUAUUGGAGAAAGUUUCCCAACUAUUUCGUUCUCUGGUGAAAUCCAACACACAACAGCUUCCCUUCUUCAGGAGAUUGAACAACUCCUAGAACAAGAACCAUUGAGUCCAGAGAUGGAACACUUGGUGGACAAAAUGGACCCAGCUGACCGUAAAGUACUUAUGAACUACUUAGAGAUGACUUUCUGCCUGAUAAAGAGAACACCAGUAUCUCCAAAAGACAGGAAACGUUUCCUCACUGAUUUCCUUGAUUCGUGGCAGUAUCUGUUUCCAUACAGGGUCGAGACUAUUCAUGGUUUUUGCUCAAAUAUAAAUCUCUACAAUAUUGUUGCACUGUAUGAAGCUGUGGAAAAACACAUGGCCUCUGAUGUUGUGGACUCAUUGGAAGACAAAUUCAGAAAAGAGAUUCCAAGAGAAGCACUGGCCGCAGUCAGUCAAGUUGUAAUUUUUGGUAAUCCUUCCUUCCUUCAAAAUUUGGUGAUAGCUCUUUCAAAGUAUGCUUACAGAUACUUGCAGACACAAGAUGCAGAUCCAGAGCAACAACUUUCUGAUCAGCUUAAAAACCCUUCUUUGUGGCCUAAAGGUUUAAUAGAAAGACUCUAUGCAGUUGAAAAUGACGAGGAGAAGGAGGUUGGCCUUUUACCACCAAGCAUAUGUGCUGAACAUAUCUUCCAUGUCGUCAUGUACUACAGGCAGGAAAUUAAGAAAGAGGAAAGAAAGGCAGUAUGUGGUGAUGUUCGGCACAAGCAGAAGCAGACAAAGGCUGUCAAAUCAAAGAAAUGGAAACACUAAACAGUGAAGUAUACAGCCAUCUACCGACUCACUGAGUGUCAUCUUGUCCUUGGCUUUUUUCUUUGUCAUAUCUAGUCUUGGUCAAUUUGAUGAGGUUGUCCUGAAUGUGACCAACUGAAUGUACAUUGACAUCACACAUAUAUUCAAGUAUGAAUAUACAAUCCCAAUUAAGUUAGUGAUAUAUGUAUCAAAACUAUUCUCUGAUAAAUGUAAACAGGCAUACAAAUACAUCAGAGGACACGACUUUGUGACUAAUUAAUGUCAUGACCACAGACUAUAAGUUUCAUUUUGUCGAUAUAAGUAGUACAUGAACUAUAUCACAAAUCUAUUGAAUAAAUCAUUACAUAUUUAUUUCAUUUAAUGAACUAUGUAACAAAAUCUGAUGUAUUAAAGUAGGUUGGCAUAUCUCAUAUUGUAAAUAACUAUUCAUUUUCAAGCAAUGAUAACACAAAUGUAUGAAUGUAUAAUGUAUAAAUGUACACUACCAAUGUAUUUAGUGACAAGUGUAUCAUCAAAUCAAAACUCUCUUUUUUUGUCUAAAAUCGUGGACUGUUGAAGACAUUUUGUUUGGUAUCUCUUGUUGUAAAUAACUGAGCAAUUGUGACACUAUUGGAUAGAUAUUUCUUAACAUUAGAUUUUGAUCUGGUCUUAUUUUCUAGAUCAUUUUCAAGCAAUGAUAAAACAAAUGUUGGACACUUUUGUACUUUGUAAAUAGUGAAGAAAAUUGAAUUUCUUGCAAAUAUAGAAACACAAUAUAUUGAAAAAAAUGCUUUUAUUGUACUGGGCAUGAUAACCAUGUGCCCAUUGUAUCUUGUUAUUUCUUUCCUAGAAAACUCUAAGAUUGGAAACAAUGUUUUUAAAUCUUGUACAUAGCUAUGAAAUUUGAGUGUAAUUAUUAUUGAUUUUAAUAUCUAUAAAACUGGAAUGGACAUUUGGCUUUAGUUCUAGAUAUGUCAAUAACCUGAUACAAAGUGUUAAACGGUUUGUCAAUGUUAAUGCAAAUCUACAAUGUCAUAUAAGGGUAGUGACAGAUGUAUCAGUGCUGACUGAUCACUUGUAAAUGUGCAUGCACACAACCAAAGAAUGCACAAUACCAUUUAGUUCAGUGACUGGUAUAUCAAUACCAAACUGUCUGUGACUAAAUAAUUUUAUAAGCAUGGACUGUUGAAGACAUUUGUAAAUAUUUGUGGUACAUGAACUAUAUGAUAAAUACAGAAACAAAACAUUUAACAUUUUGUUUACUUAUUUUGUCAAAGAACCAUGUGUAAAUAGUUUUGUUAAAUGAACUUAAUGACAAACAUGGCAACAACAUAGGAUAAAAAUGCUUUUAUUCUACUAGUCAUGAUAACCAUGUGUCUACUGUAUCUUGUUAUUACUUACAUAACAAAUUCUGAAAUUGGAAACAAUAUUGUUUUCAUAUCUUGUACAUAGUCAUGAAAUGUGUGUGUAAAUAUUAUUUAUGUUAAUAUCAAUAAAACUUGAAUGGUUAUUUGGCUUUAGUUCUGGAUGUGUCAAUAACCUGAUUCAGAUUGUUAAACAAGUUUAUGAAAACAUUCAAAUAUAAAUAAUAAAUGUCAUAUCAAGGUAGUUACAGAUGUAUCAAAGCUGACAGAUCACUUAGUUAUAAAUAAACAUUCACACAAGCAAAGAUUGGAAUAUGUGACUGAAUCAGUCCAUGAUCCUAGACAAUACAGACCAUAUGUCCAAGCUGUUUAUUGCCUCCUUUUGUGAACCAUUUACCAAAACGUGAAUGCUGAAUAGCAGGUUGUUAUGUCAUGUUGUAAAUAAGUGUAAAGCUUUGUGUUGGAUAAACAUGUAGACAUAUACAUAUUUUAAACUUUGAUUGUAUUUUAUUCUGGAUUGUGUUAACGCUUUGAUAAAAGGUAUGUUGGAACAUUUUGUAAAUAUUUGUAGUACAUGAACAAUAAGACAAAAAUAGAACAAAACAUUUAAAGCAAUUGUAUACCUUUUUCUUGUUUUGAAACAUGAAAGAAAAAAAUAACUAAUAAAUAGUAGGUUAUAUGGCAUUCUCAUAUCUUAUGUUGUAAAUAACCAGGAACUGGAUAUUAUGCUGAAAUAGAUGUUGGAUCGUUUUGUAAUAUCUUCAAGUAUCAAUAUACAAUACCAAUUAAGUUAGUGACAUGUUUAUCGACAAAACUCUUUCAUCAAUGUAAACAGGCAUGCAAAUAUAUAAGAGGACACAACUUUGUGACUAAAUAAUUUCAUGACCAUGGACUAUACAUUGCAUUUUGUAAAUAUUUGUACUACAUGAACUAUAUCAUAAAUAUUUUGAUACUAUGUAACAAAAUCUGUAUUAUUAAUAGUUGUUUGGUAUAUCAUGUUGUAAAUAACUAUGAACAAUUGUAACACAAUCAGAUAAAUAUCCCUUAUAAUCUGUUCUUAUAUUCUAGAUCAUGUUCAAGCAAUAACACAAAUAUUUUCAAGUAUAAAUGUAUAAUGUAUAAAUGUACACUGUCCAUGUAUUUAGUGACUUGUGUAUAAACAAAACAAAACUCUUUUUGUCUAAAUCAUUUCAUAAUUGUGGACUGUAGAAGACAUUUUGUAAAUAUUUGUAAUACAUUAACUGUAUGAUAGAUAUAGUAACAAAACAUUUGACAUUUUGUUUACUUAUUUCAUGCAAUGAAUCAUGGAACAAAAUCUGUAUUAUUGAUAGUUGUUUGGUAUCUCUUGUUGUAAAUAACUGAGCAAUUGUGACACUAUUGGAUAGAUAUUUCUUAACAUUAGAUUUUGAUCUGGUCUUAUUUUCUAGAUCAUUUUCAAGCAAUGAUAAAAAAAAUGUUGGACACUUUUGUAACUUUGUAAAUAGUGAUGACAAAUGAAUUUCUUGCAAAUAUAGAAACAAAAUAUAUUGAAAAAAAUGCUUUUAUUGUACUGGGCAUGAUAACCAUGUGCCCAUUGUAUCUUGUUAUUUCUUUCCUAGAAAACUCUAAGAUUGGAAACAAUGUUUUUAUAUCUUGUACAUAGCUAUGAAAUUUGAGUGUAAUUAUUAUGGAUGUUAAUAUCUAUAAAACUGGAAUGGACAUUUGACUUUAGUUCUAGAUAUGUCAAUAACCUGAUACAAAGUGUUAAACGGUUUGUCAAUGUUAAUGCAAAUCUACAAUGUCAUAUAAGGGUAGUGACAGAUGUAUCAGUGCUGACUGAUCACUUGUAAAUGUGCAUGCACACAAGCAAAGAAUACACAAUACCAUUUAGUUCAGUGACUGGUAUAUCAAUACCAAACUGUCUGUGACUAAAUAAUUUUAUAAGCAUGGACUGUUGAAGACAUUUGUAAAUAUUUGUGGUACAUGAACUAUAUGAUAAAUACAGAAACAAAACAUUUAACAUUUUGUUUACUUAUUUUGUCAAAGAACCAUGUGUAAAUAGUUUUGUUAAAUGAACUUAAUGACAAACAUGGCAACAACAUAGGAUAAAAAUGCUUUUAUUCUACUAGUCAUAAUAACCAUAUGUCUACUGUAUCUUGUUAUUACUUACAUAACAAAUUCUGAAAUUGGAAACAAUAUUGUUUUCAUAUCUUGUACACAGUCAUGAAAUGUGUGUGUAAAUAUUAUUUAUGUUAAUAUCAAUAAAACUUGAAUGGUUAUUUGGCUUUAGUUCUGGAUGUGUCAAUAACCUGAUUCAGAUUGUUAAACAAGUUUAUGAAAACAUUCAAAUAUAAAUAAUAAAUGUCAUAUCAAGGUAGUUACAGAUGUAUCAAAGCUGACAGAUCACUUAGUUAUAAAUAAACAUUCACACAAGCAAAGAUUGGAAUAUGUGACUGAAUCAGUCCAUGAUCCUAGACAAUACAGACCAUAUGUCCAAGCUGUUUAUUGCCUCCUUUUGUGAACCAUUUACCAAAACGUGAAUGCUGAAUAGCAGGUUGUUUUGUCAUGUUGUAAAUAAGUGUAAAGCUUUGAGUUGGAUAAACAUGUAGACAUAUACAUAUUUUAAACUUUGAUUGUAUUUUAUUCUGGAUUGUGUUAACGCUUUGAUAAAAGGUAUGUUGGAACAUUUUGUAAAUAUUUGUAGUACAUGAACAAUAAGACAAAAAUAGAACAAAACAUUUAAAGCAAUUGUAUACUUAUUUCUUGUUUUGAAACAUGAAAGAAAAAAAUAACUAAUAAAUAGUAGGUUAUAUGGCAUUCUCAUAUCUUAUGUUGUAAAUAACCAGGAACUGGAUAUUAUGCUGAAAUAGAUGUUGGAUCGUUUUGUAAUAUCUUCAAGUAUCAAUAUACAAUACCAAUUAAGUUAGUGACAUGUUUAUCGACAAAACUCUUUCAUCAAUGUAAACAGGCAUGCAAAUACAUAAGAGGACACAACUUUGUGACUAAAUAAUUUCAUGACCAUGGACUAUACAUUGCAUUUUGUAAAUAUUUGUACUACAUGAACUAUAUCAUAAAUAUUUUGAUACUAUGUAACAAAAUCUGUAUUAUUAAUAGUUGUUUGGUAUAUCAUGUUGUAAAUAACUAUGAACAAUUGUAACACAAUCAGAUAAAUAUCCCUUAUAAUCUGGUCUUAUAUUCUAGAUCAUGUUCAAGCAAUAACACAAAUAUUUUCAAGUAUAAAUGUAUAAUGUAUAAAUGUACACUGUCCAUGUAUUUAGUGACUUGUGUAUAAACAAAACAAAACUCUUUUUGUCUAAAUCAUUUCAUAAUUGUGGACUGUAGAAGACAUUUUGUAAAUAUUUGUAAUACAUUAACUGUAUGAUAGAUAUAGUAACAAAACAUUUGACAUUUUGUUUACUUAUUUCAUGCAAUGAAUCAUUGAACAAAAUCUGUAUUAUUGAUAGUUGUUUGGUAUCUCUUGUUGUAAAUAACUGAGCAAUUGUGACACUAUUGGAUAGAUAUUUCUUAACAUUAGAUUUUGAUCUGGUCUUAUUUUCUAGAUCAUUUUCAAGCAAUGAUAAAACAAAUGUUGGACACUUUUGUAACUUUGUAAAUAGUGAUGACAAAUGAAUUUCUUGCAAAUAUAGAAACAAAAUAUAUUGAAAAAAAUGCUUUUAUUGUACUGGGCAUGAUAACCAUGUGCCCAUUGUAUCUUGUUAUUUCUUUCCUAGAAAACUCUAAGAUUGGAAACAAUGUUUUUAUAUCUUGUACAUAGCUAUGAAAUUUGAGUGUAAUUAUUAUGGAUGUUAAUAUCUAUAAAACUGGAAUGAACAUUUGACUUUAGUUCUAGAUAUGUCAAUAACCUGAUACAAAGUGUUAAACGGUUUGUCAAUGUUAAUGCAAAUCUACAAUGUCAUAUAAGGGUAGUGACAGAUGUAUCAGUGCUGACUGAUCACUUGUAAAUGUGCAUGCACACAAGCAAAGAAUGCACAAUACCAUUUAGUUCAGUGACUGGUAUAUCAAUACAAAACUGUCUGUGACUAAAUAAUUUUAUAAGCAUGGACUGUUGAAGACAUUUGUAAAUAUUUGUGGUACAUGAACUAUAUGAUAAAUACAGAAACAAAACAUUUAACAUUUUGUUUACUUAUUUUGUCAAAGAACCAUGUGUAAAUAGUUUUGUUAAAUGAACUUAAUGACAAACAUGGCAACAACAUAGGAUACAAAUGCUUUUAUUCUACUAGUCAUGAUAACCAUGUGUCUACUGUAUCUUGUUAUUACUUACAUAACAAAUUCUGAAAUUGGAAACAAUAUUGUUUUCAUAUCUUGUAUAUAGUCAUGAAAUGUGUGUGUAAAUAUUAUUUAUGUUAAUAUCAAUAAAACUUGAAUGGUUAUUUGGCUUUAGUUCUGGAUGUGUCAAUAACCUGAUUCAGAUUGUUAAACAAGUUUAGAAAACAUUCAAAUAUAAAUAAUAAAUGUCAUAUCAAGGUAGUUACAGAUGUAUCAAUGCUGACAGAUCACUUAUAAAUAAACAUUCACACAAGCAAAGAUUGGAAUAUUUGACUGAAUCAGUCCAUGAUCCUUGACAAUACAGACCAUAUGUCCAAGCUGUUUAUUGCCUCCUUUUGUGAACCAUUUACCAAAACGUGAAUGCUGAAUAGCAGGUUGUUAUGUCAUGUUGUAAAUAAGUGUAAAGCUUUGUGUUGGAUAAACAUGUAGACAUAUACAUAUUUUAAACUUUGAUUGUAUUUUAUUCUAGAUUGUGUUAAAGCUUUGAUAAAAGGUAUGUUGGAACUUUUUGUAAAUAUUUGUAGUGCAUGAACAAUAAGACAAAAAUAGAACAAAACAUUUAAAGCAAUUGUAUACUUAUUUCUUGUUUUGAAACAUGAAAGAAAAACCUAACUAAUAGGUAGUAGGUUAUAUGGCAUGUCUCAUAUCUUAUGUUGUAAAUAACCAGGAACUGGAUAUUAUGCUCAAAUAGAUGUUGGAUCGUUUUGUAAUAUCUUCAAGUAUCAAUAUACAAUACCAAUUAAGUUAGUGACAUGUGUAUCAACAAAACUCUUUGACAAAUGUAAACAGGCAUGCAAAUACAUAAGAGGACACGACUUUGUGACUAAAUAAUUCAUGACCAUGGACUAUACAUUGCAUUUUGUAAAUAUUUGUACUACAUGAACUUUAUCAUUAUUGUUUACUUAUUUCAUUCUUUGAACUAUGUAACAAAAUCUGUAUUAUUAAUAGUUGUUUGGUAUAUCAUGUUGUAAAUAACUAUGAACAAUUGUAACACAAUCAGAUAGAUAGCCCUUAUAAUCUGGUCUUAUAUUCUAGAUCAUUUUCAAGCAAUGAUAACACAAAUACUUUCAAGUAUAAAUGUAUAAUGUAUAAAUGUACAAUGCCAAUGCCAAUGUAUUUAGUGACUAGUGUAUAAACAAAACAAAACUCUUUUUGUCUAAAUCAUUUCAUAAUUGUGGACUGUAGAAGACAUUUUGUAAAUAUUUUUAAUACAUGAACUAUAUGAUGGAUAUAGUAACAAAACAUUUAACAUUUUGUUUACUUAUUUCAUGCAAUGAAUCAUGGAACAAAAUCUGUAUUAUUGAUAGUUGUUUGGUAUCUCUUGUUGUAAAUAACUAUGAGCAAUUGUGACACUAUUGGAUAGAUAUUCCUUAACAUUAGAUUUUGAUCUGGUCUUAUUUUCUAGAUCAUUUUCAAGCAAUGAUAAAACUAAUGUUGGACACUUUUGUAACUUUGUAAAUAGUGAUGACAAAUGAAUUUCUUGCAAAUAUAGAAACAAAAUAUAUUGAAAAAAAUGCUUUUAUUCUACUGGGCAUGAUAACCAUGUGCCCAUUGUAACUUGUUAUUUCUUUCCUAGCAAACUCUAAGAUUGGAAACAACGUUUUUAUAUCUUGUACAUAGCUAUGAAAUUUGAGUGUAAUUAUUAUUGAUGUUAAUAUCUAUAAAACUGGAAUGGACAUUUGACUUUAGUUCUAGAUAUGUCAAUAACCUGAUACAAAGUGUUAAACGGUUUGUAAAUGUUAAUGUAAAUGUACAAUGUCAUAUAAGGAUAGUGACAGAUGUAUCAAUGCUGACUGAUCACUUGUAAAUGAGCAUGCACACAACCAAAGAAUGCACAAUACCAUUUAGUUCAGUGACUGGUGUUUCUAUACAAAACUCUGUCUGUGACUAAAUCAUUUAAUAAGCAUGGACUGUUGAAGACAUUUGUAAAUAUUUGUGGUACAUGAACCAUAUGAUAAAUACAGAAACAAAACAUUUAACAUUUUGUUAACCCAUUUUGUCAAAGAACCAUGUCACAAAAUGUGAAUGACAUAUAGUAGGUUGGUAUCUUAUGUUGUAAAUAGCUAUGAACAUUGUGUUAAACUAUCAGGUAGAUAUCACAGAAUGUUGGACAGUUUUAUAAAUUGUGUAAAUAGUUUUGGUAAAUGAAUUUAAUGACAAAUAUGGCAACAACAUAGGAAAAUAAUGCUUUUAUUCUACUAGACAUGAUAACCAUGUGUCCACUGUAUCUUGUUAUUACUUACAUAACAAAUUCUGUAAUUGGAAACAAUAUUGUUUUCAUAUCUUGUACAUAGUCAUGAAAUGUGUGUGUAAAUAUUAUAUAUGUUAAUAUCAAUAAAACUUGAAUGGUUAUUUGGCUUUAGUUCUGGAUGUGUCAAUAACCUGAUUCAGAUUGUUAAACAAGUUUAUAAAAACAUUCAAAAAUAAAUAAUAAUGUCAUAUCAAGGUAGUUACUGAUGUAUCAAAGCUGACAGAUCACUUAUAAAUAAGCAUGCACACAACCAAAGAUUGGAAUAUGUGACUGAAUCAGUCCAUGAUCCUAGACAAUACAGACUAUAUGUCCAAGCUGUUUAUUGCCUCCUUUUGUGAACCAUUUACCAAAACGUGAAUGGUGAAUAGCAGGUUGUUAUGUCAUGUUGUAAAUAAGUGUAAAGCUUUGUGUUGGAUUAACAUGUAGACAUAAACAUAUUUUAAACUUUGAUUGUAUUUUAUUCUAGAUUGUGUUAAAGCUUUGAUAAAAGGUAUGUUGGAACGUUUUGUAAAUAUUUGUAGUACAUGAACAAUAAGACAAAAAUAGAACAAAACAUUUAAAACAAUUGUAUACUUAUUUCUUGUUUUGAAACAUGAAAGAAAAAUCUAACUAAUAAGUAGUAGGUUAUAUGGCAUGUCUCAUAUCUUAUGUUGUAAAUAACCAGGAACUGGAUAUUAUGCUCAAAUAGAUGUUGGAUCGUUUUGUAAUAUAUCUUCAAGUAUCAAUAUACAAUACCAAUUAAGUUAGUGACAUGUGUAUCAACAAAACUCUUUCAUCAAUGUAAACAGGCAUGCAAAUACAUAAGAGGACACGACUUUGUGACUAAAUAAUUCAUGACCAUGGACUAUACAUUGCAUUUUGUAAAUAUUUGUACUACAUGAACUAAAUCAUCAUUGUUUACUUAUUUAAUUCAUUGAACUAUGUAACAAAAUCUGUAUUAUUAAUAGUUGUUUGGUAUAUCAUGUUGUAAAUAACUAUGAACAAUUGUAACACAAUCAGAUAGAUAGCCCUUAUAAUCUGGUCUUAUAUUCUAGAUCAUUUUCAAGCAAUGAUAACAAAUACUUUCAAGUAUAAAUGGGCGUAUGGGGAAUUCUCAGGUUUGAUUGCGGGUGCCCAUGAUUGAGCAUCAAUCAUGCCAAGCAUUGGAAACGAUUUGGCCACUUGCAAAUAAUAACAUGACAUGGCCAAAUCGUUGGCACUAAGUGUGUACAUGAUCGAGCAUCGGUCAUGCCCAAGCAUUGGGAUCAAACGCUGGCUAUAGUUCUGAGCAUCAGAGCACAGCGAGUGACUACACAGAACGGUACAAAAUGGUGCGAUAAAUGAGCAUACAAGUAGCCUACAAGUUGGAUUUGGAUUAUUGAACUUUAGGGGGAACUAUCCCAGCAAUUUGAGGAGGAUAGUAAGGCCACAAUUCGAGCCAGAUGUGGAUAAAAUAAAAUACCAUGACACAGCUGGCUGAGAAUACCCCAUAAAGCUGUCCAUGUAUUUAGUGACUAGUGUAUAAACAAAACAAAACUCUUUUUCUCUAAAUCAUUUCAUAAUUGUGGACUGUAGAAGACAUUUUGUAAAUAUUUUUAAUACAUGAACUAUAUGAUGGAUAUAGUAACAAAACAUUUAACAUUUUGUUUACUUAUUUCAUGCAAUGAAUCAUGGAACAAAAUCUGUAUUAUUGAUAGUUGUUUGGUAUCUCUUGUUGUAAAUAACUAUGAGCAAUUGUGACACUAUUGGAUAGAUAUUUCUUAACAUUAGAUUUUGAUCUGGUCUUAUUUUCUAGAUCAUUUUCAAGCAAUGAUAAAAUAAAUGUUGGACACUUUUGUAACUUUGUAAAUAGUGAUGACAAAUGAAUUUCUUGCAAAUAUAGAAACAAAA
This is a messenger RNA of Haliotis rufescens (red abalone), 24610 nucleotides long. RefSeq lists its product as uncharacterized. The transcript is spliced from 11 exons. NCBI's taxonomy places the organism in Eukaryota, Metazoa, Mollusca, Gastropoda, Lepetellida, Haliotidae. The record is from RefSeq and is a predicted model, not a curated record. The coding region runs from base 134 to 14881 and encodes 4915 amino acids. Gene Ontology annotation, molecular function: ATP hydrolysis activity; ATP binding; ubiquitin-protein transferase activity.